UUUACGAACGUUUGACGGCUUGUGAUUGUAAUAACUUGUUAUUCGCUUUGAAAGUUAAAUAAAUAGCAUUUCUCAAUAAAAAGACAAUGAAAACUGUGUAAAAUCUAUAACUAUGUUGAAUCAAACUUCGACGGAAGCUUUGCUUUCGGCCACUUACGUCGAAAAUUAUUUAGAUUGUGUGGAAAAUCUGCCCAAUGACCUGCAAAGACAUUUAUCGCGUAUGCGAGAAUUAGACGUGACUUAUAGAGAAUGCCUCCGAGAUGCAGAGACGCACUUGGCUGUUUGCAUAGGACCUAACACAGAAGAGCGCCGUCGUGGCAGGGCGGCAAUACGUCUGCAGAGUGCUCUGGUGGCUGCACAAGAAAUAGGUGACGAGAAACUUCAAGUGGUCCAGCUCCUGCAAGAUCUUAUCGACAAUAAACAGAGGUCGUUGGAUGGGGAUCACAAGAAACUCGUUUCCUGCUUAGACGUGAACACAAAUGGCACAACAAAGGAGGCCUCUCCGCCACAGCCGCCAGAGCCCCGCGCCGUGGAGAAGGAGCCCAGCGUGCAGCCGGUGCAGCCCCAGCAUGUGCCGCCACCACCGCCACCUGAGAGGACUAAUGAGAAGGAAAAAGAGAAAACAGAUAAGGAUAAAUCUGGAGGUGAGCGGUGGUCGAAGCGCGCGCGCCGCUCGCGGACGACGACCGGCGCAGCUACAGACGGCGCCGACUCAGAACGCGAACGCGACAGCGAGCGACACGCACACAACACGCAACACAAAAAAGGUAUUACAGGUAAGAAGAAAAAGCGCAAGCGUCAAACGGCUCAACGUUCGGAGACGCCGCCCGAGGAAGCCGACGCCAUCGACCCUGACGAGCCUCGCUACUGCCUCUGCGACCAGAUCUCAUUCGGCGAGAUGAUCCUCUGUGAUAACGACCUGUGCCCCAUAGAGUGGUUCCACUUCUCCUGUGUCUCACUCACCACUAAACCCAAGGGGAAAUGGUUCUGCCCCAAGUGUCGUGGUGACCGACCCAACGUCAUGAAACCUAAAGGUCAAUUUCUCAAAGAAUUAGAACGGUAUAAUCGGGAAAAGGAGGAGAAGGCAUAGUGUUUGAAUGUAUCGGAAGUGAUAUGACUGAUUUAUUAACACUUUUGAAAAAAUAAUAAAUUUAUUUGAUCACACCGAUGUGGUACAUCUUAUUCGAAGUGAAAGUUCUCUUGAUGUUGAAAUCGUAUCGAUUUAUGAAAUUAUGAAGUUUAUUUAUGUUACAAAAUACCGUUUAACAAUGGUUUGGUACGAUUUUAAUGUUACGGGGAAUCAAGACUUUUUCUCAACGACAUGAAGCUACUACACUAUUGCUUGUGUGUGCAAUUUGUGACGUCAAUGUGGAAAUUCCAUAAAUUCUAGAAUGUGGGUAGUUGCAGAUGUCAUGUAACAAAAAGGGAGGCACGGAGAAUUAUCUCUUCAUGAACAAAAAGCAAAACUGUAAUAGGACAGCAAAUUUUGCAUCAGUUCUACCCUCUAUAAGUAAAUAUUUGAUCUCAGCAUACUCAUACUACAAUAGGCUAGUUGACACUUUUUUUAAAUGGUCUUAAAUUGUUCAUUAACAUUCUAUUAGAUUAAAAAAAUAUAUCGAAUUUUUUUGAAACUGAUAAAAAUUUUAAUUUUUAAAUUUUUUUUUGACAAUACGAACCAAAACGCUGUCAACUGUUUCAUGACGUCACGUUAACAAAUCCUUUACCUUAAAGACCGUUUGACAAAAAUAUUAGUUAACAAUUAGUUUGACGUUUAUCAAGUAACAUUGACGUCACAAAAUGGGCGGCAGCGUUUUUGACGUUUGGAAAAUUUUAAUAAAUACAUGAUUUUUAAAUAAGUUUUCUAUGAAAUCCUUAACUUUUAUUAAUUGAUAUCGAUAUAUUUCGGACCCUUAUGUCAUGUACUGCACGUAAUUAAUAUUGUUUAUAUUAAAUUUGAUAUGAGUCAACUACCCUAUUGCGAAGUUCAUAUCAUACCUCAUUUAGAAGUAGCGCCGCUCUAGUCGGAUUUUGAUCUGUAAUUUGUCAUUUACAAGCAUUUUUAGCUAAAUUAAAGAGAUAAUUCUCCUUUUUCCGUUUACCCCAUAACAGAUUACUGUCUAAAGUUCUUAACAGGUGUCAGUACACAGGCAAAAAUAACCUAAAUACUCUCAAUCUAUACGUAUAAUAAAACUGUAGCAGGUACAGUACAUUGAAGAUAUUUUGAAAAUUUUUGCUGAAGGGCAUUAUACUGGGGAAUAUUUCCCAUAACUUCAAGGUUUUUAACUAAAAAAAUAAAAACUUUGAUGUUUUCAUGCAAAAUAAUAAUUCAAAUAAUUUCGACUAGCCAUGUAACACAUGCCUUUUAGACCGGUCAAAUUAAACCAAAAAAUAAGAGUAAAGCUACAUAAAGUCCCACCAAGCUGAAAAUCAGUAAGAUAAAAAUAAAAUUUGUUCCCCAUAUUUCCCUUGUAAGGAAAUUUUGUUAUUAAACGUGAACCUUAAUCAUAAAUAUACCAAAGAAGAUUUUGUAGAUAAUUUUAUGGUCUACAAUCUUAUCUUUGGUAUAUUUAUAAUUAAUCUUACCGUUUUGCUGAAAAUCGUGAAACACUCAUUUUUUAACCUUGAUAAUAAUAAGACCAUAAUAUUGACUAUGCCGGCACCCUAUCAUAUUAUGACCAUAAUACUGACUAUGCUGGCACCCUAUCAUAUUAUGACCAGAAUAUUGACUAUGCCGGCACUCUAUCAUAUUAUUGCUGUAAGUAUUAUAUAAUUGGUAUUAAUUUUGACACACCAUUGACGUCAAAAAUUACACAAGCAAUACUGGAUCCAUUUGUGACACAAUUUUUUAAAAUGGUUGUGUGUAUGUACAUUGUAGAAGAAUGACAAAAUAAACGAAAAUCAAUUUAGAAGAGAAAUCUUGGCCGCUAAUAUGGACGUAUUAAUCGACUUGAUCAUUGAAAGUUUAUAUUAUAAUAAUAAUAUAUUUUUAUGUAUGUGUAUGUCGAUUAGUUAAUUAUUUAUUAGAAAAUAAAUAAUUUUGAAGAUUUA
This is a messenger RNA of Bicyclus anynana (squinting bush brown), 3048 nucleotides long. RefSeq names its product inhibitor of growth protein 1. The transcript has 5 exons. Gene Ontology annotation, biological process: positive regulation of DNA-templated transcription. Bases 113 to 1090 code for a protein of 325 amino acids. Gene Ontology annotation, cellular component: nucleus. NCBI's taxonomy places the organism in Eukaryota, Metazoa, Arthropoda, Insecta, Lepidoptera, Nymphalidae. The record is from RefSeq and is a predicted model, not a curated record.